Biomphalaria glabrata is the source of this 2301-nucleotide messenger RNA. RefSeq lists its product as uncharacterized. The transcript has 4 exons. The record is from RefSeq and is a predicted model, not a curated record. NCBI's taxonomy places the organism in Eukaryota, Metazoa, Mollusca, Gastropoda, Planorbidae. Bases 517 to 1218 code for a protein of 233 amino acids.
GUGUGUUUGUGCAUAUACGUGUGUGUAGUGCACUGAUGACUCUGUGUUAUUAUUAGCUGCACGUGUCGAGUCAGAUCAAGUGAGAGGUGAGACAUUCAGCUGAGACAUCUCGUGUCAGAUGGAUGAUAUUAACUUCAGACAAUCAACUUUUUCUUUCUACCCCAUGUGACUGCUAAUGCUCUAGGAGGAUCAGAAAAAGAACAACUUGUUUUGGAUAUCAACCCCAUAGUCAUCGCUUUCUUUAGCGUUUCAACAAAGACAUCUCAAAGUGUCUAGGAAGAAUCUAGAUCUUAAACUAACAACAACAUGAAUUCCACCUGAAGAUGUGUGUAACGUGACAGCGUUUUGUUUCACUCGAGUGUCGUUGGAUGUGAAAUUCUAACAGAAAGAAUUCAAUUCAAAUUUCCAAUCUUGCUUGACAUCCAAAUAAUUGGCCAAAUUAUGAGUUGUGUCAAAGUGGAGUUCACUGCUCAUUAGACCAAUUUGUUGACAAGAUUUGUCCUCUAACUCGCAAUCAUGUCGCCGCUGGCUUUACGGGUGACCAAGUUGGUCAUAUUUGCCAUAAUCACGGCAUCGGUGGCGAUCAUUUAUUUGAAAUUGUUCAAACGUCCGCCCGUAGACGUCCUCAUGAAAAUGAACAAAAAGAGUAAAUUUAAUCACGACUUUGGCGCCGAAAGUUUUAGGACAGUUCAUCCAGUCCUGGAGGAAAACGAGAAAGGCCCAUUAGAUGAAUUAAGUGACACAGAAGAGAACGACGUUUCAGAGGAUGACAUUGAAGACUCGGACACUUAUUGGAGACAAUUUAUUGAAAAGAAUCAUUUCAUCCCUAUAGGAGGAGUUUAUAAUAAAUGUGAGGGUACAAAGUUACAGCUUGGGAGUGUGAUACUGAUAGAGAACAAGGAAGAUGGAAGUCUCCUGGCCAGGACCUUCGUCAACUUCACCCUACACGACAAUGUGACCUCAGGAACGUUCUCCAUCAAGGUCAAGUACAACAGCAAAGAUUUAUUUGAGUACAGCUGGGAGCUGUGCGAGUUAGAAGAUGACAUUCCGGAAGUGAACAGGACAUUCACGUGUCCAAUCCAGGCCGGCAAGUUCAGCAAAGUAAAAGAUAAAACAAUACCUGGCUAUUUACCUGCCGGCAGAUAUCAAACUAAAGCUUGGAUUGUGGAUGAGCACAAGAAGACAUUACUUUGUGGAUACUCAGACUUCAGCCUCUAACGUUCUAGCGUGCAUUGGAUAGUCCUAAAGGAAGGGGGGCGCCAUGGCGCUGUUAGUCAUGUGCAUUAUGUACUGUUUAUUUUCUAUUUCUGUUCUCCAUCAAUAUUCUCUGUACUUGCACUAUACUUCAGUAAUUGAAGUAGGUUCAAAAAUAUGGUAAAGUUUUAAGCUUAAAGGAGUUGGUUCUUAGUUAAAACGUUAUUUAACAUUUUUUAAAAAUUGUUUGAGAUGUAUUAUGAACGCCCGGCAAACGCAGUUCCAUGUGUAUAAAUGCUUAAUGCUGUAUGUGGAAGAUGACGACUUCUAGAAGUAUACCUGUGUUAGAAUGAAAACUUCCGGUACAUAUAACCUUGUGGGCUAUGGCUGUUAAAAAUUACACCAUGUUGUAUUGACAAUAUCACAUAUCUUUGCACAUUUGAAACAGAAUUCGUUGAUUAUUAUUAUUAUUACAGAAAGCAAUGUUUCGAUAUAAAACCGACAGUGGUGUGAAAACAUUGUCGACUGGGGCCAUACAUAUUUAGGACACGCCUUCUCAUCUCUCGGAAUUUUAUAAUGCUAUUGAAGCAGAAGUUUUGAUGGGCCCAAAAGCACAUAACGGGCCGGAUAUGGCUCGCGGGCCGCAGUUUGGACAUCAAUAUAGAGUAUAUUUUAUUCUACACAUUUAAUAAGAGUUUUUGUUAUUUAAUGUGAAACUUUGUUUCUGAGUCAAUAUAUACAUGUCAAUGUUUCCUGUCACACUGUUAUGCGUUAACUAACUUUAUUUGUAAAACGAGGCUUUUUUCUUUUUUUUUCUUUUACAUUUUUUCAACGCUCUUUCCUUCCUACCUCAUAGAAGAGUUUCAUCCCUUUUCAUGUCGUAUAUUUAAACGGGUUUAUUUACCUUAGGCUUGUAGAGCGCAUUUUAUUUAUGGAACAAGAGAGAGAGAGAGAGAGAGAGAGAGAGAGAGAGAGUAUUCUGUUUUAAUUUUUUUUUUGAAACCUAAAGGAAGUAAUCUUAAAUUAUUUUGUUGACCUAAUUUAUUUUCACUUUCCACAAAAGGUAUCAGGGCGCUAUGAAAUACAAUAUCUUUCAUUUAUUUAUCA